AUGGUUAAUUUUACGGUUGACAAGCAACACUUUGAAUUAUUGAAAGAGCUAUACAUCCGUGGGUUGAAGGAUCAUGGAGCUGAACAGCCGUUUCAACAUACUCUUUAUUAUCUGGCAGUUCUGCUUGCUGAACAAGAGUGGACCAAAGAUGAACUCCUGGAUGCCACUGAUCAUAUUACAUUGGAGAAAUUCGAAGCAUUUGUGCCUCAGUUAUUGUCAAAAAUGCAUGUAGAGAGUUUGAUCUAUGGGAAUUUGACGAAAGCUGAGGCGUUGGAGAGUGUACGGCUCGUUCAAUCGAAAUUAACAGCUGAUCCAACGAAUCGGGGCAACAGAACACUAGUACCUCUGUUACCUAAACAAUUGUUGCCGUAUCGGGAAAUUAAUCUUGAAGAAGGCUGUCAUUUUCUCUAUGAGGUAGAGGAUCAUCAUCACAAGUCAUCUUGCACCCAAGUUUAUUAUCCGAGUGGAUUGCAAUCAACGGAUUCCGACAUGCAGUUGGAUCUGCUCGUACAAAUAAUAUCGGAGCCGUCCAUUACAGUUUUGCGAACCAAGGAACAACUGGGGUACAUCGUUUUUUGUGGAGUACAGAGGAGUAAUGGGGCCCAAGGGUUGACAGUCAUUGUGCAGGGUCUUAGACAUCCUCAGUAUGUCGAGGAGAGGAUAGACGCAUGCAUGGAGUCGAUGUUGGAGCGAUUGGUCGAUAUGCCGGAUGAUGAACUUAACCGGCAUAAGACUUCACUUGCUGCUCAUAGGCUCAAGAAGCCCAAUACGAUGACCAGUUUGUUCAAGGUUUUCUGGAAUGAAAUCUCUACCCAGCAGUAUAAUUUUGAUCGCGUUACAAAUGAUGUCGCAUAUCUUAUGAAGAUUAAUAAGGAGCAGAUCAUUAAUUUCUUCAAGGAGGAUGAGGUUCAGGAAUUAAACGUUUAUUAA
Fopius arisanus is the source of this 930-nucleotide messenger RNA. Its product is annotated as insulin-degrading enzyme-like. Lineage: Eukaryota; Metazoa; Arthropoda; Insecta; Hymenoptera; Braconidae. The transcript is spliced from 2 exons. Gene Ontology annotation, molecular function: metalloendopeptidase activity; metal ion binding. The record is from RefSeq and is a predicted model, not a curated record. Gene Ontology annotation, biological process: peptide catabolic process. Bases 1 to 930 code for a protein of 309 amino acids. Gene Ontology annotation, cellular component: cytosol; mitochondrion.